Messenger RNA from Archocentrus centrarchus (flier cichlid), 2451 nucleotides. RefSeq lists its product as uncharacterized. The coding region runs from base 1 to 2451 and encodes 816 amino acids. The record is from RefSeq and is a predicted model, not a curated record. Gene Ontology annotation, molecular function: DNA binding. The transcript has 3 exons. Lineage: Eukaryota; Metazoa; Chordata; Actinopteri; Cichliformes; Cichlidae. Gene Ontology annotation, biological process: DNA recombination; DNA integration.
AUGGCACUGCUGCCUCGGGAGGGGGCUGCACUUCCCCUCAGGAAGAGUGCCAUAACCGACGCUGUGAAAAGUUUAACACCCCGCGCAUGCGCAGUGUUAACCUAUUGUCACCACGGUACCCCACCGCAAGAUGGCCUCCUAACACAAGUUUUAGGGGCCCCCCAAGCGGACGAAACACAAGAAGUUGCCACUUCUCUAUCUCAGAGGAGAGAGAGAUGGGCGGAGCUCACAACUUCAUCCUGGGUACUGAAAACAGUAUCACGGGGCUACAGGCUUCAGUUUGCCGUUACUCCCCCUCGUUUCUUGGGCAUAAUACAUUCCCAAGCACGGGGAGAGUCUGCUCGCAUUCUACAGGAGGAAAUACACUCGCUGUUAGAAAAGAGAGCGAUAUGUAUAGUGCCCCCCGAUCAGAGUCGAAGCGGCUUUUACUCCAGGUAUUUCCUGGUCCCCAAGCGGGGAGGGCGCGGACUUCGCCCUAUCCUGGAUUUGCGGGCUCUGAACGAAUUUCUCAGAAAAUACAAGUUCAGGAUGCUGACUCAUGCAUCUCUGGUACGUUUGGUGCGCCAGGGCGACUGGUUCACUUCUGUCGACCUAAAGGACGCAUAUUUUCACAUUCCCAUUUACCCUCCACACAGGAGGUAUCUGAGGUUUGCUUUUCGGGGCAUCUGUUACGAGUACAGAGUGCUGCCCUUCGGCCUGUCCCUGAGCCCCCGGGUGUUUGUACGCUGCACCAAAGCAGCGAUAGCGCCGCUCAGGCAGCAGGGCAUUCGUCUGGCUACAUAUCUAGACAACUGGCUCCUUCUAGCGCGAUCGGAGCAGGAAGCUGCGACACAGACGUGUGUCGUCGUGAAGCAUCUAACCGAUCUGGGUUUCAUAAUAAACACAGAAAAGAGUGUGCUGUCUCCGGCACAACAUAUAAUAUUUCUGGGUUUAUCUCUGGACUCGAUCUCCUUCACAGCCAGCCUGUCAGCCGAGAGAGUGAAGGCGUUCAGAGCGUGCCACGCUCUUUUUCGUCUACACAAACUGGUCCGCUUCAGGUUGUGCCUUCGCCUACUGGGACUGAUGGCUUCAGCCAUCCUUGUAGUGCGACUCGGCCGGCUGCAUAUGAGGGAUUUUCAGCGCUGGGUAGCUUCACUCAGACUGAGCCCCGUGCAUCAUGGCGCGCGGAGAGUUACAGUAACAGUGGAUUGCACAAUGGCUUUACGCCGUUGGCGACAUCCGGAUUUUCUGACUCAGGGGGUACCCAUGGGCACUGUUCAGUGUCGGAAAGUGGUCACCACGGACGCGAGCCUGUCCGGUUGGGGCAGUGUCCACGAAGGGCGAUCUGUGAGAGGUCUCUGGAGCGGCACUCUCCAACGAUCCCACAUAAAUUGUCUGGAGCUUCUGGUGGUGUUUCUCACCCUCAGGCGCUUUCUCCCGUUCCUACAGGGACAUCACGUCCUUGUAAGGACCGACAAUACAACGACGGUCGCUUAUAUCAACCGUCAAGGGGGACUGCAUUCACGCCAGUUGCACAUACUGGCACGCAGACUGAUCCUGUGGAGCAGCAAACGUCUCCUGUCUCUGAGGGCCACGCACAUCGCAGGCUCUCUAAAUCUGGGAGCGGAUCUGCUAUCCAGAGGCGCUCCGCUAUACGGCGACUGGGCCCUGCAUCCAGCCAUUGUAGAACAGCUGUGGCUGCGCUACGGCCAGGCUUCAGUGGAUCUUUUUGCUUCAGAAGAAAACGCGCAGUGUCCGCGUUUUUUCUCCUUGCGCGAUCAGAGCGCGCCUCUCGGUGUGGACGCGCUCGCGCAUGUUUGGCCACCCGUGCUCCUGUAUGCUUUUCCUCCACUGGCGUUAAUACCUCCCACUCUGUCCAGAGUGAGGGAACAUCGCCACACAAUGAUUCUGAUAGCUCCGCUCUGGCCGACAAUGCACUGGCUAGCGGAGAUAUAUCAGCUUCUGUGCGGGCAGCCGUGGCAACUCCCGUUGCGCAGGGAUAUGCUGUCCCAGGCACGGGGGUCGAUUUUCCACCCACAUCCAGAGCGCCUGGCACUUUGGGCCUGGCCCUUUGCCCAGGGGCAGGCUAGGGUACUGCUGAAGCCCAACCCGGCAUAUGUGCCUAAGGUGGUUGGGACUAAGGGUUUCCGAGGAAGUGACCAGCUUUUCAUUUCAUGGGCAGGUCCUCACAGAGGCAAACCUAUCACUAAGCAACGGCUCUCACACUGGAUUGUGGAGGCGAUUGCGCUGGGGUAUUCGAGUCAGGGGCUGCAGGCUCCAGAGGGCCUGCGGGCUCACUCUACUCGUGGUCUGGCGGCAUCCUGGGCCCUGUUUAAAGGGGUGUCAAUCCAGAACAUCUGUGCAGCCGCAAGCUGGUCUUCACCUCUCACUUUCGUCCGGUUCUACAGACUGGAUGUCUCUGCUCCAAGUGUAGCCCAAGCAGUACUGAGCUCUGGCUCCUCGCUUGGAUAG